GCCGGUCCAGGCGGAUCUUUUCAGCUCAGUGAGAACUGCAGAGAAGAUGGCGGCGCUACGAGUGUUGGUGCUAUCGGGGAGCGGUAGGGCUCUCCUCAGCACGCCGAAAACUACCAAGACCCCAAUGGCCAACAUGUCUUUCGCCAGCCUGCCGCGGAACAAGAAGGUUGCCCUGACGACACUAGGCGUCGUCACAGCAGGUGGGGCGGGCCUCGCUCUGAUGCUGCACCAGUCCGUUAAAGCCUCUGACCUGGAGCUCCACCCCCCUCACUACCCCUGGAGCCAUGCUGGACCUCUGUCCUCCCUAGACCAUGCUAGCGUUCGCCGUGGUUACCAGGUGUACAAGCAGGUGUGCUCAGCCUGCCACAGUAUGGAGUACCUGGCCUUCAGAAAUCUGGUGGGAGUGUCACACACAGAGGCUGAGGUCAAGGCCAUUGCUGAGGAGGUUGAGAUAGUGGAUGGUCCUGAUGAGAAUGGAGAGAUGUUCACCAGGCCAGGAAAGCUGUCAGACUACUUCCCAAAGCCCUACCCCAACCCCGAGGCAGCCCGGGUCGCCAACAACGGAGCCCUCCCUCCAGACCUCAGCUACAUUGUCAAUGCCAGACAUGGAGGAGAGGACUACGUGUUCAGCCUGCUGACAGGAUACUGCGAACCCCCAGCAGGAGUGACCGUGAGAGAGGGACUCUACUACAACCCGUACUUCCCCGGCCAGGCCAUCGGCAUGGCCCCACCCAUCUACAACGAGGUGCUGGAGUAUGAUGACGGAACCCCUGCAACCAUGAGCCAGGUUGCCAAAGACGUGUGUACCUUCUUGAGGUGGGCUGCGGAGCCGGAGCACGACCAACGCAAACGCAUGGGACUGAAGAUGCUGUUGGGCUCGGCCAUCCUCGUCCCUCUGCUCUACUACAUGAAGAGACACAGGUGGUCCGUGCUGAAGAGCAGGAAGAUCGCCUACAGGCCACCCAAGUAACAAACACGCCAUUGCCCAAGCUUAAGACCUACUGGAGAUGGAUGCGUUCAAUGACCCCACAACGCUCACAUCACGAUGAUCAGAUGGACACAGAGCAACUGACAAACACACAUGCCUUUCUAAGAAGGGAUAGAGAAAUAAGAGUGUGUAUAGUGUUUAUUACUACAGAAAAAUGCCUUUUUUAGUUGUUGGCGUGGUACAACUAAUUGUGUGACAUUUUCCUACAUCUGGAACCUUGUGGUGCAAGUUUGUGUCGGAGAGUUGUGGCGUUCUUGAACGCACCCUCAACAAAGUUUCAGUUUGUUUUAUCUGCAUUGAAUCAUCGCUGGUAGCAGAUCACGUCUUGACAUCUCGUAUCAGACAUUUUGUCCCAAUUGUCAGAUCGACUGAUCGUCCGUCUUUGUAAGAUACACAAUAACAACAUGAGCGCUGAGAAAUGGUUGCCCUCAAAGUUUGUAACAUUCUGGGUGUAUGUAAAUUCAUCCCUCCCCUGUCCUCUCCACAAAGCCACUCCGUGGAUCAAAUGCAGCCUCUGAACCUCUGUUUUACUGUACAAAAUAAAUUAUCUUAAUGGAAA
Molecule: messenger RNA, 1547 nt
Organism: Chelmon rostratus (copperband butterflyfish)
Lineage: Eukaryota; Metazoa; Chordata; Actinopteri; Chaetodontiformes; Chaetodontidae
Gene: cyc1
Product: cytochrome c1, heme protein, mitochondrial
Exons: 7
Coding region: 47-970 (307 amino acids)
Biological process (GO): mitochondrial electron transport, ubiquinol to cytochrome c
Molecular function (GO): electron transfer activity; heme binding
Source: RefSeq, a predicted model, not a curated record